AUGUUGGGAUCAUUCGCUGCGGGAAACGCUGUAAUUAUACAGGAAUAUAAACAAUGCUGCCGAAGCACACAAUUUAAUUCUGACUUUCCUGCUAAGUUAGCUGGAAUUAUUCACCCAGAUGAAUUCUUCCAAUCAAUGGACAAUAUCAACUACACACGGAGACGAACUUUUAUCGAAAAGAUUAUCACGUUUUUGUUUAUAAUGAUCUACCUGCUUGGAGCUGCGCUAUUGAUUGCAGGUAUAAUAUUAACCUCAAAAGCAAUUCUGCCAGCAGGAAUUGCAUUACUUGCAAGUGGUGGUGCGAUUACUGUGGUUUUUCUGUGUAUUAGUUUGUGCGUAUUCAAAUGGAUGAGUAUGGCACGAAUACGUCGGGUCAAACGAGCUGUUGAUGCGGAGUCAAUGAAAUAUGCAUCAAGACAGCCUGUUCCUACUACAUGGCAACUAGCUUCAUACAAUUAUGUAGAUAACAGCGGAGACGGUGCAUCAGUCUAUACAGUUUACUAUAUAAAGAUUCACAUUGGUGCACCAAUUCAACCGGUGCCGCGUGUUGGGAUUCUUUACUUCACAUACAAGUGUUUUGAUACCGCAGAAGAAAAACAUGUUGUCGAAGCAGAAGAUUCGCUUCGCAUUUCCCUUCGGAAUUGA
Molecule: messenger RNA, 645 nt
Organism: Adineta ricciae
Lineage: Eukaryota; Metazoa; Rotifera; Eurotatoria; Adinetida; Adinetidae
Source: the annotation of a GenBank genome assembly